Paramecium tetraurelia is the source of this 819-nucleotide messenger RNA. RefSeq lists its product as uncharacterized. Lineage: Eukaryota; Ciliophora; Oligohymenophorea; Peniculida; Parameciidae. The transcript has 3 exons. The record is from RefSeq and is a predicted model, not a curated record.
AUGGCAUUAUAGGAUAAAGGAUUAGUAGGGUUUAUUUUGGUGAUAAUAAUAAAAUAAAAAUACAGAAAUCAAGAGUAGCAGAUACCUUCAAGAUGUAUUAAACCCCAAAACAUAAGUUAGAAGCCAAAAAAGCCAAUAAUAUAUCGAAUAAAGAAGAGUGAAGAACCUGAAUACGGAAAAAAUGCAUUAAUAUUGCCAAUAUUUUGUAUAGGUUAGAAUAGAGUAAGAUGUAGUUUGAUAAUUUUGAAUUCAGAACAGGAAUAAUUUUCGUCUGAUGAAGAAUGUUUUGGAAUAAUUAUAUGCAGAUUUUUAGGAAUAAUAAUUUAAAGGUUGGUUCAUAAGGAAAGUUGGUAAAUAGCUUAAAAGUAUGGAAGUCUGAUGAUUAAUCAGUUAAUAUAUACUUUAAGAACCAAAAGUAAAUAAAUAGCAAGUGACAGGAUCAAAUUAAGUUUUAAGAGGAUACUUGGAUUAUAGAUGAUAAAAUUUUACUUUGUGAAGAAUGAAUCAGAAGGAAGAGAUCUUUUCAUUAGAAUAUGGAUUGGUAGGAAUGAGAGUGAAGAAUAAAGAUCAGUAAAAUUUUAUUCAAAGGUUGAUGUGACAUCUAUUUUACCCAUUUUUAUUAAACCUUUAUUAAAUAACAAGGAUAAGGUAAUAGGAAUAGUUGAGACUUGUUUAAAAAACAAGUUGUUGAUUUACAUUGAAAGGGAACACUUAUUAGAGGUCAGCGAAAAUUUUUUUGGAAUAGAGGAACCUUUGACAAGUCAAUUGUAGAGUUAUGCAGAGUUAUUGGCAGGAACGUUAUCUAAUAUAGAAAUUUGA